UUAAGUUUAGUCGGGCGACGCGGAAGUGGCGAGCCAGUCGUGGAGGCAAGAGACAGGUUCUGUGGCGCACGGGAGGAGGGCCGCGCUUCCAGCCGAGUUACCCCGGCCGAGUGAGGGGCUACAGGGCUAAGCCCUGGGCCAGUGGAGGCGUCGUCACCGCCCGUGGCAGGCAAGCCGAGGCGCACGGGCGUCCGUGGACGUCUGAGCGCUCCUGGACCAGGACGAGUGCACGCCGGGCCUCGUCCUCUGCGGAUUCCGCGGCAAGGUUCCUUAACGACUGCAGCUUGAAGUUCCCGUGGUUGCCGGGAGGCUGGGCUUCGGAGGAAGGUAUCAAGAAACAACGUUUCCUUAAAUUUGCUUCUGUAUUUGCCUCAUCAAUGUCAUUCAUAUUGAGUAUCUUAAGAGAGAUGCUGGAAUACUUUGGUGUUCCUGUAAACCAGGUUUUGCAGAUUUGGGAAAAUAAAGACUAUGGAUCAGCUCGGAGUAUUGUUCGUAUUAUUGGGAAAAUUCUUCCUUUAGAACCUUGUCCCAGGCCUAAUUUUGAGCUGAUCCCACUCUUGAACUCUGUGGACCCAGCUAACUGUGGAUCUGUAGUUCCAUCUUUUGCUGACGUUUUGUAUGUGACGAAUGAUGAAGAAGCCAGUUAUCUCAGAUUUCGAAAUAGUAUAUGGAAAAAUGAAGAAGAGGAGAAAAUUGCUUCUUUCCAUCCUUUGCAACUAGUUGAAGAUCCACUGACACCUGCUCUAAGGCAUAACAAACCAACAAAAAGUGAUUGGCCCGAAAGUGAAGCUGCAAUUAAAAAAAUAGCUGCCCUUGAAGAUGAGCUAGCUUUUCUUCGCUCUCAGAUUGCUGCAAUUGUGGGAAGGCAAGAACUGAGAAACAGUACAAACUCUGGCUCCUUGGACUUGAAGAACAACAGGCCUAGUGGUUUGGGACACAUGCCAUCAUCAGGGACUACUCAACUGAGUGUCGAACCAGAUUUGUUUUCAAGUUCAGUGUUUCCCUCUCCUCCUCCUCCACCACCGCCUCCUCAGGUUUCUUUUCUACAGCCUCCAUGUUCUCCUCUCGUGCAAACAGCAUCUAAUAAUAUUUGUGCAUCAAAUAAUUCAGCAACUGAAGAGAAAAAACAGCACGCAGAUACUAGGAAAACCAAUUUUAGUCAUCAUUCAAAAAACCAGAAAAAUAAAGAUGUUCCAAACAUGUUGGAUGUUCUGAAGGAUGUGAAUAAGGUUAAGCUACGUGCUAUUGAAAGGUCCCCUGGAGGCAGACCCAUUCAUAAAAGGAAAAGACAAGACUCACCUUGGGAUCCAGUGUCUUUAAUAUCCCAUGCACUUAAGCAGAAAUUUGCAUUCCAAGAAGAAGAUUCCUUUGAGAAAGAAAAUAAUUCUUGGGAGUGUUCUCCAUUUUCUAGUCCGGAAACUUCAAAGAGUUAUGCCAGUUCUUCACUGACAAUGCGAAAUGAAGAUUUUCUGACCCAGAUCACAUUCUGUGCAGCUAACCUACAGUGUCUACAAAAGGGAGACUACACACUUCAUCAUAACCUGCCCAAGUCAUUGAACGGAGAGCAGGGGCCAUUCAUGACAGGACUGUACUCAGCGCAAGGCCACAGAAACAGUCCGUUUGCAGUUACCCUGGAGCUGUGGGUUUUCGCCCCCAAAGUACACCAGUUUAUGCUGCCUUUGCUGUCACACUCUCUGCCCUGCUACUCAAAAUGUUACUCACGGGAUCCUCCCGGGCCGGGGCACGAACCCCUGUCCCCUGCAUUGGCAGGCAGACUCCCAACCACUGCGCCACCAGGGAAGCCCUCCCCUGGUCAAAUUUUUAAUGUUUUCCCCAAGCAAUAAAUACAGCUUCUGAGACUGUUUAGAAAGUUUAGCUUUAGUUUUCAUUUUCUUUGUUUAGUUUUCAGCUCAUCACCUAAAGUUUUUCUAAAUUAUGUCACCCUGUCCCCUCUUUACGGUCAUUUCUAUCCCAGCUCCAGGUGCCGGCUGACAGACCAAGAGAGCCGAGUGCUGAAUUACGUACCAGGGGAUCCAUAAACCCUGGAAUGCCAAUUCCUACCGGGACCCAAAGCUAAUCAACUAGAUGGAAAAAAGCUCUGUUUCAUGUUUCAGUUGUACUUUAUCCUCAAGCUGCACUGUUUUGUAUAACGCAAUUGUAUUAUGGGAAUCCUUUAGACAUUAUUCCCGUACUGAAUUUUUUCAAAAGAUCUACUAAAAUUGAGAUCAAUGACUCCCUUGAAUGCAAUGAUUUUGUUAAUGACAACCAAAGGUCUCCCCCAAACCAUGUUGAAAAUUCUGGGAAUAAUUCGUUUAUGAUAUAGGGUUAUAAUAUCUGAAGUAAUAUCAUAGAUAAGAGUUCUUUGGGCCAAUCUACUUGUGCUGUUGAACAAUUUUAUAACAACAAAGCACGCCUAUUGUCUUCGAUAACAUACCUGUGACUCAGAAGCCAAAAAAGUUCAGAAAUGGCCCUGGAGAAUAUAGCCAAUAUUUUAUAAUAACUAUAAAUGAAGUAUAAUCUGUAAAAUCUUUGAAUCACUAUAUUGUAUACCUGAAACUAGUGUAAUAUUAUAAGUCAACUAUACUUCAAUAAAAGAAUGAAAACAUGAUUAAAAAAAGAAAUGGCCCUAGAGACGUAAAUCUGAAUUAGGAUUGCACCUAGGAGUAUCAUUUAUAGAAGUUCUACAAGGACUGGCUUCAACUGGCCAUUAUAUAUUAGAUGGUUCCUAUGGAGACAGAUAGUCUCAGACCAUGAGACGGUAGACUCAGGAAUCCUGUUUGACUUUGGACAAUUUCAAACCUGCUUCAGAGCAAAUUGAAUUCCUUGGAUAUCCUUGUAAACCAAUUUAAUCUUCCCUGGGGGACACUCUGAACCUAUUUCAAACCCAUGCUCUUUGGCUGUGGUCAUCAUUGAGGCUGACCCUGAAUGAAGGCUGUCUCCAAGGGUGAGAUUCAGGCUACAGCACUGGGCCUAAAGCAGUUAAACAUAUUGUAUAAUGUUGGCUCCCUUACCUGAUAUAGGUUGGCAAGGUGGUGGUUUGUUUUGAUCAAAAAUGGCUGGUUUACCCCUGGAUGGUCAACAUCGUGGGCUGCGGCAGCCAGCAGUCCAAGCAUGAUGUCCAGAGGUGUGAGGGAGCUGGCGAGCUGUUAAAGGAUUGAAUGGGGAGAUUGACUGGUGUGUUUCCAAAAAUAGGUUAGCAUUUGUUCUGGCUAAAUCACACUGAAUGAAUCAUCAUAGUAUCGUUCAGGCCUUUCAUCCAGACCGUAACCUUCUGAAGCUGUCAAUAAGGUAACAGAACCAUGGAAAUCGCAGGAAUAAAGAAAGGGCUGUGAGGAAAGUAAUUAAGCAACUCAAAUUGUGUAGCUCAUCCAGGUGGCCUCCUCUUCCUGCUGCUCCUGUCUUGUUUUGUUGUUGUAGUAGUAUUACCUGUUGGCAACACUGCUCUAUAGUGGGCGGGGAGAAGAAGGCAGAGUCUAAAAUCAGCCUUGCUCCUAGGAAAGCUGUAAGUGAAGGAAAAAGCUGAAGCCAAAGCGAUGGAAAAAAUCACUUGUGUAUUUCAACCAUCCAAUAUAUCACUGCCACUUCUUCGAAUAUGAAAUCCACAGUGGGCUGAAUUGCAAAAUUUGCAUAUUUCUUCAAUGUGUAAUAAAUAAAGUGGGGGAAUGUGUGAGAAUCUGUCAUUUUUUUUUUGGUUAGCUAGGAAAACAAGCAGGAAAAUGGGAAUCUAGUGUUAGCUUUAAAUACUCAACUGUGCAAUCUAUACAAUUUUCAAAUUACUUAGGGAUUAAAUAACAAAACCUUUAAUGUCUUCGGGAUAUUUUAUAAGGAUGAGGCAUACCCAGUUUUGUCUUGGGAAUGCCUAUCUGGCAUCUGUAUAUUUAGUGGUUGAUGUUAAAACUGAUUGAACUAAACAGUCUUGGACUGAGAUAUUUUCCAAAAACCCUAAAAAAACUCAUCCUGUAUGUUUUAACAGCUAGGUUUUAUAUGGCUAAGAAAUGCCUAGAUUUUGAGUAACAAGCAUUAUUAUCAUGUUUUAAAUUUUGGAUUAAUAUAUUGCAUCUGGGCAUAUUUUUAAAGAGGUUUUUGAUGUUCACAAUUUCUCUUGGGCCUGAAUCAGGAUGCCUAGUUGCCUCAGUAGGAAAUGCAGCUGAGUCUUGAGGAGUUUUAAUUUUAUUUGUUGAUCAAAAACCAUGAGGUGGGAGACUUCCUAGAAAAGUUCAGUUCUGGUACUGUUUGUGGCAAAGGUUCAAGGCAAAAGCAGCUAACUUCUGUGACGGUUGAAGAUAUCUAGGAUGCAGAUUGUCAUAGAGAGGGUUGUUUUCGUCCUAAUGCAGCCUUGAAAAUAUAUAAAUUAUGAAACAGAACCUCUGAAAAUUUUCAUCCUCUUUCAUGACUAUUAUACAGUUUUCAGAGCUGAUACUGAAACCUUAAUAUAAGCAAUUUGUAUUCAUGCUAUAAAUUGGCGCAUAACCCAGUUGCUCUGAUAUGUCAGGGGAUUUGGGACCCGGCAGGUAGUUUACAUGGCAUUUCCAGAUGGCCGAGGAGGCAGCAGGUCUUGCCUUACCUUUGGCUCCUUUAGGUAGCAGUGCAUGGCCUGGGUGACAUCGGCCGCAUGAACAGCAUUGUGAUAUGGGUUUUGGCUGUGGUAAUCUUCUUGAACCAUGACUAGGAGGUAAGCAGAUAACUCAAUCAGCUAAAAACAAAACACAAAGGACAUACUAGCUCAGACUUAUUGAGGGUCCUUUUUGCUUAAAAAUAACAGUGUCUCCAAAAUGUGCAGCCUGGGAAUGCUUUAGAAAUGAACACGAUUUGCCAGCUUGGCAGUUCUACUGGGUUGAUUUCAGUGGAGAGGAGGGGGAGGGAAGAGGGAAGAAAGGCUAAAAGGAUUUGUGAGGCCCUUGGGAUUCCUCACCACCUUCAUAAAUCACCCCUUUCUGGCAUUCAUGAAGGCUCUCAUUCAUUGGAAAAAUAAAUAUGUAGGAAAAGGGCAACUUUAUUUCACACUAUAGUUUAAGUAUUUAAGUUUGCUGCCAUUUAAGAAUAAUGUGCCAUAAAAGAGGCUUCCUUUUAAAGAGACCUACUCUCAUCCAAAGAUUGCUUUAUCACUUAAAUAACAAAUACUGACCAAAGCAAAUCUGGGGAUUCUUCAGGCAGAAAUUCAUAGAUCCAACUGAGGAAUCCUUGGAUUUAUUUCUAUCUUACUCAGAUUAAAUGAUCAUCUUUCUUGCCCUUCCAAUCUAGGGACCGGAGUGAUCUUGGAAUCGAAUAGAGACACAAGGAAGGCAAUUUGAGUUUGCUAUUUACAGAAGCUACUUGCCUGCUUCAGCUAAUAACUAAGGCAAUGUCUAGGAUGCAAUAUAUUCAGUGUGUAUAGAAUGUCCUGGCUUUCAAGUUUCCUGGCUAUGUUCUCUCAGACCAGCUAUGACUUUGGCUCUGUAUUCCAGUGUUAUUUCUUUCAUUGAAUCUUUGCCUUUUUCACAUGUACUCUGGGUGCCUACACAUGUCCAAAGUAUCUGUGCUCUCCCUCUUUAGACAAAUCAAAAUUAUUUGGCUCUAUUCAUGGCCAUUACUUUGCUCAAUCAAUCUGAACACAAUUAGCUUGAGGUUAUUUGUGUUUCUGGAAUGAGCCGUGCUCUGGCUUGUUUCCAGUAUUUCUGUUGUGCCACAUGUACCUUUUAAUCAGCAGGUUUAUUUGACUAUUAUAUGAACCCUGGCUCUAUUACUUAUCUGUAUUGGGCAAGUUACUUAACCGAAAGUUUCCUCCAUUUCUUUCUCUAUAAAAUAGGGAUAACAACAGCUCUGAUCUCAAAGAGGUGCUGUAAGGAUUAAAUGUGGUAAUAUAUGCAAGUUCUUAGAAGACUUUCCAGCAUAUGUAAACACUAUAUAAGCCUGGUGGUUGCUGCUACUGUUGUUAUCACCAUCACCAUUAUUUUACCCUUGAUGCAUCAAGUCAGCUUCCAAAUUCAAAGCACUGCCAUGUGCCAUGUCAAAGAAGCCAGGAACACAUUAAGAGGCAGAGGAAAGUCAUUUGGUGACUAAAAAUGUGCCCUGGGGCUUCCCUGGUGGCGCAGUGGUUGAGAGUCCGCCUGCCAAUGCAGGGGACACGGGUUCAUGCCCCGGUCCGGGAAGAUCCCACGUGCUGCGGAGCGCCUGGGCCCGUGAGCCAUGGCCGCUGAGCCUGCGCGUCCGGAGCCUGUGCUCCACAACGGGAGAGGCCACAACAGUGAGAGGCCCGCGUACCACAAAGGAAAAAAAUGUGCCCUGGAUAAUUCACUGGAAGAUAAAUAAGAAUAUGCAUGAAGUCAAAUGAGAUCUGGGGCUGCUUUUUGAUGAGGAGAGAUGGUGGAGUUGAGUGGAAAGAUGGUAGGCUUUCAAAUCAGACAGACCUGGGCUUGGACUGCAGCUCUGCCAAUUAUAUGUUGUUGACCUUGAGCAAGUUACAAAACCUUUUUGUACUUCUCCUUACUUAUGGGCCAAAUGGUGAUAAUGGCCAACUUGCAGGGUUGUUGAAGCUGUUAGAAAUAACGUACCAAAAGCCCCUUGCCUACAGUGGGUGCUACAUACAUGGUAGUUCUUAUCAUUAAAAAAAAGCCUGUUGAAUAUUUCAACAACUCAUAUCCAGAGUGGCAUUAUUUGAGGAAUAUUUUCUGGGAUUUUGUUAAUAUGUGAGCAGAUCAGUAACUUCUGGACAGUUAUUUGCUCUUAAUGGUUGUCUUUACAUAGCCUUUAUCUCUUAAACAUAACUAAUCAGGUAAGCAUUUUUUCCAGUGAUUUAAAUAAGUAAACUUAUUUUAAAAUUAAGAUGAGAUGAUUUAAGACUAAUAUGAGGUCUUCAUCUACCAGGCUAUGGCUCUUGCCACUUUAUGUUAAAGAAUAUUGUAGAUUGCCAUUUUUCAGGGGCAAGGGGGUAGAAAUAAGGAAAAAAGGACUUACCUAAAAACCUGUGUAAGGUCACCAUAUCUAACUUGAAGUGGUGAAUGAGCCCAUGGGCGUUGAAGAGGUGGCACAGCAGUGUUACCAGGCUGUUUCCUAUAGGGGAACAGCCACCUGUUUUAAUCCAUUUUCAUCACCAUUAAAAUAUCAAGACUAGCAAUAGCAUCCAAAGUUUCUGUAAUGAAAGUUCUCUGAUAGGAUCAUUUCUUUUCCCCUUUAGAUUUAAAAUUAUUCAAGUGUAAAGAUAUUAUUACUAUGAUCUGGUCCCAUAUUUUCUCUUAUUGUACAAGUAAAAUUAACUUAGACCUUCUCCCUAUACCAAAGGCAAUGAAAACAUUAAGAGUUAAAAGGAGUCUGCCUACUGCAGUAUCAGGGACACAUACAUGUGUGUGUGUGUGUGUGUGUGUGUGUUUGUAUGGUUAUUUUUUUUAAAGACAUAGUUUAAUGGUCACUUGAAAUGUGUCUUAAGUUGCUUCCAAUUGACUUUUACCUUUACAGGGGUAUCUAAGCCACCACAGUGCCUAUUCUUCUUUUGGAAAAUCACCCAAGAUGAAAUUUGACUGUGAGAUAUUUUAUAACUCAAGCCAGCAGAGGUGCAAAAUUGAAGCUACAAUAACUUGUAAGCAUUCAAGAAAUAUUGUUCAUUAGAGAAUAAGGAUUUUAAAUAUUAAAAGCAUUAUAAAGUUUAUGAAAGACUUUGAAAUGUACCAAGAAGAUGACUGGCUGCCUUAAUUGGAAAACUAGGUGUUGCCCAAGCACACUCUUCCAGGGUACCUGAUUCUAUGUGUUUCUGUAGCUUUCAUCAUCUUCGAGCUGUUUCACAACAAUCAAAGUUGUAGAUAACUGAUAUUAUUGCAGAUGAUUCUUGGCUGUAUACAUGCAAAUGAAAUUAGUGAGGUGGAAAUACAAUUGAUUUCCCCCUCCCAGUUUCUCACCUAUUUACAAAUUCAUUUUGGCAUUUCUUACUGCUUUUAUAUGUAUGGCUCUUUGAAUAUUCCUUUGAACUAGCUGUAACAUC
Molecule: messenger RNA, 7951 nt
Organism: Mesoplodon densirostris (Blainville's beaked whale)
Lineage: Eukaryota; Metazoa; Chordata; Mammalia; Artiodactyla; Ziphiidae
Gene: MTFR2
Product: mitochondrial fission regulator 2
Exons: 8
Coding region: 378-1844 (488 amino acids)
Biological process (GO): mitochondrial fission; aerobic respiration
Cellular component (GO): mitochondrion
Source: RefSeq, a predicted model, not a curated record